AUGGCUUCCAGGGCCCUGUACCCAAGAGCUAGUCUAAAACACAUGCUAGUGCUAGCAAUAGCAUUGAUGUUGAUCAACCAUGCAAUGGGGGAUUCCGCCCAAGAGAAACAAAAAUGUGCAGAACAACUGACAAAUAUUGCAACAUGUCUGCCAUAUGUGGGUGGCAAUGCCAAAGCACCAACACCAGAUUGUUGCAGUGGUCUCAUACAAGCUAUGAACAACAAUAAGAAAUGCAUCUGCAUUAUUAUCAAGGACAGGGAUGACCCUGACCUUGGCUUAAAGAUUAACUUUACACUUGCUCUUGGCCUUCCUUCUCUUUGCAAAGCUCCUGAUAAUUUGUCCCAGUGUCCAUCACUUCUGCACUUGGAUCCUAAAUCAGCUCAAGCUCAAGCUUUUAAUCAACUUGGUCAGAAUUCCAAUGGUGACUCUAUCAGUCCUUCUCCCAGUCCUUCUGCUGAAGGAAAUGCCCAGAAUGUGAAAAACCCGGGGACAGAUGAAACAGCCACAGCAAAGAACGGUGCCUCUUACACGGAAAAGAGUGUGUUGGAAAGUUUGGUUGUUGAAGUUGCAGGGCUUCUUCUAAUUUGGUUUUUUUGAGCUAAAACUUUGAAACUGCAAAUAUAUUGUCCUUUUC
Molecule: messenger RNA, 634 nt
Organism: Gastrolobium bilobum
Lineage: Eukaryota; Viridiplantae; Streptophyta; Magnoliopsida; Fabales; Fabaceae
Product: non-specific lipid transfer protein GPI-anchored 14-like
Exons: 3
Coding region: 1-597 (198 amino acids)
Source: RefSeq, a predicted model, not a curated record